CCAACAUGGAAUAAGGUGGCGCUGCUUUAAAAAAACUUGCUCAAUGCCAGUGAGUUGGGCCCAACACAAACUAAAUCAGUACAGAGGCGAUCGUGGUCUUACGAGCCAACAGUCAAAGGGGCUUUAUCAAUUAACAAAUAACUUGACUCCAGUUGGGACACCAAUCUGCAAACAAUGUCGAAUGCAAUUAAAGUCUGAAGWUGAUUUACUGCAAUAUCGAUCCCUACCCGAGAAUGAAGAAGAUCCGGUCAUUCAAACGUCAGAUGAUGAACAAAACGUUGAAGAGCCUGACAUUGGUUCAUGUGAAUGUGCAACAAAAAACAGUGACGCGGGGAGUGAACUAUUAGAUGAUUUGCAAUAUGCAUUAGAGAAGCUGAACUUAGAGGAGGACCCAGCAGUGAUCUUUUCAGACUCAACAGAGAGUAGUAAUGGCUCCAUAGACCUUUCAAAACAGAAACUCCAGAAGUUAAACGAAUUUCUACGAGUGUGCAAAGGUAACGCAGAGUGUGGUUCGAUUGGACAGCCCAAUAAACCAUGGGAAAAUAUGAGCCAGCGUAGCAAGAACGUCUACAUCAAUAGAGCCACCGAAGCCAUUGUUUCUGUAUUGGAUGUCUUAACUCCGGGUGAUGCGAAUAAUCUUUGGGAAGCUGUGCAAUCCUCUCACUCUGUCGAUAAAGUUCUUGGCGUUUUACAACCAACCGAGAGACAGUAUCUUGAAGCUUUGGCUGAAGCGUACCAAAAUGCAGGAAGCUGGGAUACCAAACGCAWCAUUCUUGCAAUCAUGAGUGACCUGGUGACAUUUUGUCAGAUUCCAAAGUUUAUUCCCGGCCUGACUAAGUAUCGUUUUUAGGCAGCAAGAAUGCACAUUCUGAAGCAUGGUCGGGGUACYCCUGUUCUUAAAGAGAAAAGUCCUCGAAUUAGAAUCGAUCCAAACCAGCUUGAUCAUUUCCUGUCCUUUAUAACAAGCAGCCAUGUCGUACAGGAUCUUCCCUUCGGUCAACGUUACUUGCACUUAUCGAAUGGUCAGGUUUUAGAGACUCCCAACGUCAUACGACUUAUGAUUCCUCAGAGGAUGAUAAAUCAGUAUACCCAGUUCUGUAAUGAAAGUAAUGUGAAAGUUCWAAGUCCAUCUACCAUGUACCGAAUACUCUCGGUUUGCACUGCCACAGUGCGAAAAUCCCUCCAAGGUCUAGAUUACCUUUCAGCAGAUGGAGCAAAAGGCUUUGAUGACUUGACUAUCCUUAUCAAUCAACUUGCUGAUUAUGGCCAAGACAAAGCCUGGAUCAAAAACUGCUAAGGAAUGCUAAAAAGAGGAAAGCAGUAUAUAAAAA
Actinia tenebrosa (Australian red waratah sea anemone) is the source of this 1331-nucleotide messenger RNA. RefSeq lists its product as uncharacterized. NCBI's taxonomy places the organism in Eukaryota, Metazoa, Cnidaria, Anthozoa, Actiniaria, Actiniidae. The record is from RefSeq and is a predicted model, not a curated record.